Messenger RNA from Loxodonta africana (African savanna elephant), 8987 nucleotides. Its product is annotated as olfactory receptor 4C6-like. The transcript has a single exon. Gene Ontology annotation, molecular function: G protein-coupled receptor activity; olfactory receptor activity. Gene Ontology annotation, biological process: G protein-coupled receptor signaling pathway. Lineage: Eukaryota; Metazoa; Chordata; Mammalia; Proboscidea; Elephantidae. The record is from RefSeq and is a predicted model, not a curated record. Gene Ontology annotation, cellular component: plasma membrane. The coding region runs from base 1651 to 2559 and encodes 302 amino acids.
UAUAGUCAUAGAUAUAUCAAUACAAGACAUUCACUGUAGCAUUGUAGCAGCAGAAAAUUGGGAAUAUUAUAAAUCUCCUUAUACUGACCUGGAAUGUUGUCAAUGAUAAAUCAUUGAUUAAAAUUCAAUGUACAGUGCAUUUGCAUACAUGAUGCCAGCAAUGUUUAUAUAAAUUUAUAUUAUUAAAAUGCAUUUAUAAAUAUGCAAAUUCAAUAUUUCUAAAUAAAAAUGCAAAUCUGGAAGGAUAAAUGACUUUUAGCUAAUUACACAGCUAAAAAGCGUUCCAGAAGUCGAAAUUAGAACCUGAUGUACAUAACUCUAAGACCUUAGCUUUCUGUUCUGCCCUGAACCAUGUCUCUUAUCCCUCCUUCUGGGUCUUUGCACAUGCUGUCCCCCUGCUGGGAAUAGCCUUUGUCUAGCUUUAAAACUUCAAUAAUUUACUUUUCUUUCAUUUCUUCAGUUAUCACUUAUUUCUUUGUCAUUAUUUUAAAUUUACUAGGUCUGCCCUUAUUUAAGGAAACAAGCCACAUCUGAUGCUUUUUAUUGUUCAAAUUUGCAGCAUCCUCUGAGUUUUUAAAAUACUUGUUGUCUGCUUAAAUAAUUAGGGAAUAAGAGGGAAGUGGACUGACAAAGAAAAAGAAAAAUGUUAACUAAGAUUGUCCCUUUCUUCAUUUGAGCGGUCUUUCGAAAAUGUUCUUCAGUGAACCAUUGUGGAAAGAGAAAAGAAAUAUCACAAAAGUAGCUGAGGGUUGUGAUUCAGAGCUGAAUUGGAAAUUUGGGGUAUGGUUUGAUCCUUGAUUAUGGCUGAAGCAAGUCUAGAAAUACAAAUGUUUACCGACUAAAGCUGAUAGCUGUCAUCAUUGAGUCUGACUGACAGAGAAAUAAUAGCCAGUCCCUGAUAUCAAAUCCACUCUCAAGCCUGGAGAAAGGGCUAAUACUAGUAUUCUCUAUUCAGUUCAGAGUUCACUGCCGUUUCCUUUUGUUCUAUAAAAUAUCAUUAAUUGUAUUGGUGCCCACUUCAUCUUUAGUAAUCUAUUAAGAACCUUGAGAAAUGUGAAGUCCCAGGUGAUACAGUUUAUGGCCUCGGCUGCAAACCAAAAGGUUAGAGGUUUGAAUCCACCCAGAGAUACCUCGAAAGAAAGGCCUGGCAAUCUAUUUCUGAAAAAUCAGCCAUAGAAAACCCUAUUGCUCACAGUUCUACUCUGACAUUCAUGGGGUCACCAUGAGUCAGAAUCUACUCCAUGGCAUCUGGUCUAGACUUUGGUUGGCAAGUAACUGUCACUAUGUUGAGAGCAUUAUGAAUUUCCCCUGAGAUUCAUUCUGUCAGAGAUAUGUGAGAAAUAAAGCUGUCCAGCUUCCACUAGAAUCCACAGGUAUCUUUUAAAAAUGUAAGCCUGAUUUAUAAUUCAGGCUAUUUACAAUUAAGAAAUUAUAAUACUCUUUUGUUUUAUACUCUCCCUUGGUUUCCCAUUGCCCUCAGAAAUUCCUUGCCUUGUCCUAAAAUUCUCUGGUUUACCUGGUUACUGCCUCUACCUCUCCAAACACACAUUGAGCCAAAUGAAUGACGCCAAAUAGUCACUAACUAUAAACACUAUGUUGCUUUUUUAGAUUUUCCGACUCUCAGCCAGCGCUCAUAUCAGUACCUGGUAAAUGCGAAACCAAAACAAUGUGACUGAAUUCAUUCUUUUGGGUCUUACGAAAAACCCAGAGCUGAGGAAAAUAUUUUCUGCUGUGUUUCUAAUCAUGUAUGUUGUCACCAUGUUGGGAAACCUACUCAUUGUGGUAACUAUGACUGCAAGUCAGAGUCUGAGGUCACCUAUGUAUUUUUUCCUUACUUCCUUGUCCCUCAUGGAUGCCAUCUUUUCUUCUGUCGUCGCCCCCAAGAUGAUUGUGGAUUCCCUCUCUGAGAGCACUACCAUCUCCCUCAAAGGCUGUAUGACCCAGCUCUUUGCAGAACAUUUCUUUGGUGGAGUGUCAAUCAUCCUUCUCAUUGUGAUGGCCUAUGACCACUAUGUGGCCAUCUGUAAGCCCCUGCACUACAGGACCAUCAUGAGUUCUCGGAUGUGCUGCCUGCUGCUGGGAGGGGCCUGGGUGGGAGGAUUUUUGCAUGCAAUGAUACAGCUUCUCUUCAUGUACCAAAAACCUUUCUGUGGUCCCAAUGUCAUUGAUCACUUUAUGUGUGACUUGUUUCAGUUGCUGACACUGGCCUGCAUGGACACCUGCGUCCUGGGCCUCUUGGUCAUCCUCAAUAGUGGGGUGAUGUGCGUGACCAUCUUUCUUAUCCUCAUUGUCUCCUACAUGAUCAUCCUCUGCUCUUUGAAGUCUUAUAGCUCUGAAGGAUGGCGCAAAGCCCUGUCUACCUGUGGCUCCCACCUCACAGUGAUUGUCUUGUUCUUUGUGCCAUUUGUUUUCUUGUACGUAACACCUGUGGCCACUUAUCCCAUAGACAAGGCAAUGGCUAUGUCGGAGUCUAUCAUCACACCCAUGUUAAAUUCCUUGAUCUACAUCCUGAGAAGCACAGAGGUGAAAAAUACCAUGAAGAAACUUUGGAUGCAAUGAGAGACUUUAGAUGGCAAGUAACUGUCAUCAUGCUGAAAACAUUAUGAGUUUCUCCUAAAGAGAAGUCAUUCUUUCCAAGAUGUGUGAGAAAUAAAACAGCCCAAGUUCCAGAAGAAUCCAGAGGGAUCUUUUAGAAAUACAAGUCUGAUUUAUUGUUUAGGAUAUUUACAACAUAGAAAUUAUGAUACUGAUUUUCAAGGUUUCUUUUCUUCCUCCUAAUCUCAUCCUUGUGGUGGUUACCCUUUCCCCUUUAGCCUUCCCCAGGUCAGUCCUUUUACCUCACUACUGGAACUCCAUUAUCAGAUCUAAGAGCUAUAAUUCAUUUUGUAGUUUUUCCUGUUUACAGGUAAAGUUUAACUAUACAAACUUUUGUCCAUAAAAUGUACCUUUCACAUGUGUGCACACAAGUUAUUUCUCAAAUUCGAGUACUGUGUAAGCCCUUCCUAAGGAGAAAUCAGUUCUUUUGAAUUUCGGCAAUGAUACGAAUCAUGAUUUCACAUUUCUAAUGUAACGAGGUGUUAAGAUUGAAAUUUUGGCUACACAUGAUAAGUGAAAUUACAAAGUGCGUUCCAGAUCACACCAUACCUGCUACUACAGUGAAGGCAGUGAAUGAUGAAGAUAAGAACCCUCACAACUAAGUAAAGAAUAUGAAACCUGGUCAGUAUAAACUGGAAGAGUGGUUUGUGAGAACAGCUUUGGAUGUAGAGAAUUCCCCUGCCCCACCAUGGGAGUAGAGGUAUGCCUGCCUCUCAUGUCGGUACUCGUUUCUCUGAUGUUUCUGUGGAAGGACAUGUUUGGAGUUACCUACUCUGCCAUUUGGCUGACAUCACCUCCUACUUUAAUUUUUAAUUGUCUGUCAACCAGAGGUCAUAGUACCUUAAAAUUCCAGUCAAGUACCUUAAAAUUUGUUUGUAUUUGUGAGUGUGUGUGCAUUUACACAUACAUGUGUACGUGCAUGCUGAAAGGGCACUUCUAGAGAGUGCUAUUCUGACAGACUAGCAUAUGAUCCUCCACAUUGGUGGCUGCAGGGACUGAGAUCAGAAAAAUCUAGGCAGAAAGAGAGACUUAGUGGUAUCAGCACAGGAUUGCCCAGUAGGGCAGGCUCAGCUACAGGUGUCCAAUGUAUCAUCUUCAAGGAGCAUCCUAUCAAAUGCUCAUACUGGCAAAAUGACAAUCUGAAUUCUGCAACUUUCCAGUCUCCUACAGAUUGGCUCAUGUUGACCAAAUUCAUAUGGUACUAGAAAAAGAUUUGUAAAAGGAAUUUGGUGGACACACAUGCACACGAUUAUCCUGUGAUUAGUCAGCACAUUUCUUUCUGGAGAAAAAUGUCUACAAGAAGUUAAAUUACCAAGUGAAAAUGGUCAGGUGUUGAUAGAAUCCAAGUAAGGCUCAUUAUAGGUUGUUUACAAUGGUUAUGAGCUUUAAGUACUCAUAGUCUAAUGCAGUCCUCUCAGAAUAUUAAAUGUGUAUAUAAUGGACCAAUAACAUGUUGAUAUACAUUGACUGCUUCCUGUUAGGACUGUUUCCUGUUAGGAGUAUUUCACCUUUCCUGUCCAUGUAACAAAAACUAAUGUGUUAAGGAAGUGUAAAUUAAAUACACCAUAUUUAUCAGCUGAAGUCAUAAUUUGCUACGCCAUAACUUUUUCAUGGCAUUUUUCACUUCUGCAUUCCUCAGUAUAUAUAUCAGAGGGUUGAGAAAGGGUGUCCCAAUUGUAUAAAACACAGCCACCAUCUUGUCCACUGGAAAUGUAGCUGGUGGGUGUGUGUACAUGAAUAUACAUGGACCAAAAAACAUGACUACCACAAUAAAAUGGGAGAUGCAGGUAGAAAGAGCUUUUCACCUUCCUUCUGCACUGUGGUUUCUCAGAGAGUAUCAAAUGACAACAUAGGAUAUAAGCAAGAGCGUGAAACUCAUCAUGCAUAUGGCCCCACUAUUGGACACAGCAGCAAACUUAUCACAUAGUGUCCAUGCAGGCAAGUUUCAACAAGGGCUGCAAGUCACACAAAUAGUUAUCAAUCACAUUGGGACCACAGAAGGACAAUAUCAAAGCCAAGGAAAUCUGUAUUGAAGAAUGGAUACAAGAUCCCACCCAGGCCAGAAUCACCAGCACACCACAGACACCUGCUCAUGGUGGUUGUUUAUAUUGCAGCAGCUUUCAAAUGGCCACAUAGUGAUCAAAAGCCAUGAGGAUGAGCACAAAUAUCUCCAUACACCCAAAGAAAUGGGCUGCAAAGACCUGAGUCAUGCGCUCACGGUAGGAAAUGGUCUUCUUCUAGGAUAGAGCAUCCGCAAUCAACCUGGGUGCCGUAGUUGUAGAAAAGCAGACAUCAGCAAAGGACGGGUAGAAUAGGAAAAAGUACUUGGGACUCCCAAGGGUAUGACUUGUCUUAAUAGUCACCACAAUGAGAAAAUCCCCCAGCAGAGUCAAAAGGUAAAGAAUCAAGAAGAUUCCAAAUAUUGCUUUCUGCUUUUCAGCAUCCUGUGUCAACCCAAACAGAAUGAAUUCGGUCACACUGUUAUUCAUCACUAUGUAAGUGGCUGUAGGUGGGAUGAAUUUGACAAAGGUUUAAUCUGCAGAGAGAAAAAAAGUGACAUUUUGGGAAAAUCAUUUGGCUAAACUCUGAAUUAAUUGGUUCUGUUCCAUGUUCUGUUACCUCCAAUUACCUUUGGCGUGCACCAAAAUUCCCCAGGAAUCUUUGUAAAUCUACAGAUGCACAGACCUCUCCCAGAUUUAUCUGUUGAUUCAUUUAGAAACUGUCUGAUUGGCCCAGCACUUUUGUAUUUUUUGAAUAAAAAAAUUAUAUAUAUAUAUAUAUGCCUCCUUUACAAACUUUGAUUUUUUACCAAGACUGAGAACUAUAAAACUUGUUCUUUCCCUGGGCAAGUGACUUAACUGCUUUGAAACUUGGCCUUCAUAUGAAAAAUGAAGUACCAAUAUCUGCUCUACCUUAUUCUGAGUUAUCAUGAGAAUUUAAAAAAAGAUUUACACACAGACAUUUACAUGACUAUGUGUUUGAUGGAAACCCUGGUGGCGUAGUGCUUAAGUGCUACGGCUGCUAACCAAAGGGUCGGCAGUUCAAAUCCGCCAGGCUCUCCUUGGAAACCCAAUGGGGCAGUUCUACUCUGUCCUAUAGGGUGGCGAUGAGUCGGAAUAGACUUGAUGGCACUGGGGUUUUUUUUAUAUGUUUGAUGCAUUAUGCAUCUUAUCUAUGUGCUUUGAAAUCUGAAAAACACCAUUCCAAUGUAAUUAAGCAAUAAUUUUAUUGUUGGAGAAUUCCUUCUUAAGAACAUAUUUUCAGUUCUGUUGACUCAUUUUUGUGUCUAUUAUCCCUGGCUCUUUAGGAUCUUGAGUGGUAUAUGCUUUACAACUAAACUGUUUUGACAAUUUAUCAUCUAUGCCUCUAGUAGUCAAGAUGUGAGCUUCUCUGAUGUUCAUGACAUAAUGAAUGUCUGGAUGAUGUUUGUCUUACUUAUCUAGUGCUGCUAGGAUAGAAUUACCACAAAUAGGUGCCUUUAACAAACAGGGGGCUAGAAGUUUGAAUUCAGGGUGCUUUCUGUCUCUGUUGGCUCAGAGGAAGGUCCUCGUCUCUUUGAGCUUCUGCUCCUGGGUAAUCUUCAUGUGGCUUAGUAUCUUUCCUCCCCUAUCUUGCCUUCCCAGCUUUCUUGUUUCAUCUGUUUUAUCACUAAUUCUGUCUCAUUAACAUAAAAAAGACAACCCAUCCCCAAAUAGGAAUAUAACCACAGGCAUAGAAGCUAGGAUUUACAACACGUUUUGGGAGGGUGCAAUUCAACCCACAGCGAUGCUUUUGGUUGGCAUGAUGGAGGGAAACUACUCUUUAUCUUUGUCUUGAACUUAUUCCCUUAACUUAGCUUUAAAAUAGAAUAUUGAGCUUCUCUAUCUAUAAAUUUGACUUGCAUAUACUUUCUAAUAUUCUAACAACCUCAGUAUUGUUUUUACUCAUAUAUAACCUUCUUUAUUCUGAAUUCCCCAGGAUACUUCUUCUAAAAACUUUAUUUGGAGAUCAUUAAUAAAGUAAGACAUUAUGCAAUAUGUACUAGAAGAGAAGAAACCACAUGCAGAGAGAAAAGCACAAAUUUCUCAAGGAUAGAUUGAAAAAAAAAGUGAAGAAUUCAAAAUUAUGUAAAAAGUGAGCUAUAAUUUUAACUGGAAAGAUCCAAGUUCCAAACCAAGUUCUAUUAGAUGUAAACUUUCAGACUUAGAACUGAGAGGAGAUAUGUUAGCAGAGUGAUCAAUACAUAGAGUCUGAAGUCACAUUGUCUAGUUUCAAACCUCACCCCACUGUUCAUCAGAGGUGUGACAUUUAACAAGUUCUUUGAUAUCUCUGUGCUUUGUUUUCUUCAUCUGUAAAACAGAAAUAAUAAAAUAAUAUAUGCUUUAAGGUUGCUGCGAAGAUUAAAUAACUUGACUUAAUCAGAUUAUUAGAUGCCAGUACUCAGUACCCAUAAUAAGAGUGGUUAUUUUCAUUAUGAUUUUCACUACUGGAUUUACAAGAGAGAUUUUCCAUUUUUCAAGAAUAUUAAUUCAAAUUUUUUAUAUAUCCAUAAUAAAGCUAUACCAUUGCAUUAAAAUAUUAAGUUCCUUUGCUGAGUGGCUGAAAUCAUAUCAGCACUGUGGAUGACAAUAGUUUUCUUAUGAUGAUCAGAAGCUAGGAUUGAGAGUUCUAAAUAUCUCUAAGACAUAAAAAAGAGAAACAUCAAUCAAAAGUAUGUAAUAGCAUCAUUACAAGGGACCCAUGAUAAGAGGAAAGCAGAGAUAAAACAAGAUCUUGGUAGUGAACAGUUUGGAAUCAAAAGCAAAGGAAUGUGGGCAUUUAGAUGACAAGAAAUGAAAUAAAAAAUUUAGUGGUGGUAAGGCACAUGCUAUAUUAAGAAAACAGAUCAGUAUGAACCCUCUAGUUUGGUCAGACUCAAAAGCUGUGGUAGAAAAGUUGGAAAAGUAAGUCGCCUUCGUAGCUGAAGGCCAUAAAAGCCAAGUUAUAAAUAUCUGAUAUUCUCUAUUGGCAAAGUAGAAAAUUUGGAGGCAUAAAAACAUAACAGCACCUUCUAUUAAGAUUUAUCAGGCACCUACUCCAAGUUGUUUAAUGGAAUUUAGCCAUCUUUUUUUUUUUUUUAACUGAAUUUAGUCCAUUUGAACUUUGAGCUUUUCUAUAACAAAGUGCCUAUCUUCUUCAAGAUUCUGGAGACCUACUGAAGACUUUCUUUCCGUCCCUGCACUUAGAAAGUCAAUGGAGAGGAUUCAAGUAGAUUCACUGUAAAACACCAAAUGAAAUCCGUUGCCAUGGAGUUAAUUUAGACUUCUGACAACUCCGUGUGUUACAGAGUAGGACUGCUCCCGAGGGUUCUCUGGGUUGUAAUCCUCACAGAAACAGUUCACCAGGACUUUCUUCCACGGUGCCACUGGGUGGGUUUAAACUGCCACCCUGUAGGUUACUAGACAAGCACAGACCCUGUACACUGCCCAGGGAUCUGGAUUCACUGUAGCCUCAACAAAAUAGAGACUGGCUCUGAAGUUAUCCCAAAUAUGAUUCAUCAGUGGCUUCAGACUUGUCACUUCCUUUCUUAAAGAAGGAUCCAAAGUGCUAACUCUCAACUCAUCUCUGUGGGAGGCAAAAAACAUGUAGGGAGCCCAGAGAGGUGGAUUAUAAUCUCAUCUAUGUCUUUAAAUGUCACUUGACCUUGGUCAAGUUGGUUCGUACCUAAGCCUGAAUAUCCUUACUUUCAUUGAGGGCGCUCAAGAAAAUAAUUUUCCUCUCAAUUUUAACAUAAGAACCUUGUCACACAGUAGAGCAGUCAUUAAAAUUUAAAUAAAAAGUCUCACACAAUUAGAUGAAAUAAAAACAGUAUGUAUUGCUAUACUCGUGUAGGUUUUCACUGUGAGAAUGAUUAACUCAUGCUUAACAAAAAUACAGACUGGGAUAUAAUAAAAUGGAUAGUUCUGGAAUUCUUUAAGUGGAUUCUCACAAGCUUUUACUGAGAUGCCUGUUCUACAUUUCUAAACAGCGAAGGAGAACAUAAAUUCAGCAAUCCCCUCUCCCUCAUUUUACCCCAUUGUCAUCCCUUAAAAACACGAAGUUCGCAUUCAAAAAAAUGUGAUGAGUCAUAAAUAAAAUGGUUACUAUGAUUUUAAUAAUCUCUGUCUGCGGUGCUCAUCAUGGCUUUCAAGCCCUCCAGCUCUGUAACAGAAUCUUGCUUUUUACUUUUCUUCUCCGGACUUCUGCCAAUGCAUGCUCCAGUCAAGUCUGACACUUAAUGUUUCUCAUUAGUAUACCCAGACCAUCUCAUUCCGAUUUUUUCACAUCCGACGUCAGCUGAACACCCCUACCUCUGCUACAACCUAAACUUUCAUUUCUACCUAUGGAGAGAGUACCCAGUUCAAAAAACAUCUCCUCAGAGAAGCCUAUCUGUA